Messenger RNA from Hippopotamus amphibius kiboko, 8772 nucleotides. RefSeq names its product WD repeat-containing protein 87-like. Lineage: Eukaryota; Metazoa; Chordata; Mammalia; Artiodactyla; Hippopotamidae. The record is from RefSeq and is a predicted model, not a curated record. The transcript has 5 exons. The coding region runs from base 1 to 8772 and encodes 2923 amino acids. Gene Ontology annotation, molecular function: protein binding.
AUGACUUCCCCCAGACUCAUUCCCCUGUGGAAGGAUUUUAAAUACCUUGUAAAUGACAUGAUACAUAAAAGCAAGGCUAUAAUAUGGAUGAAGAGCAAAACUGAGGACAUGGUGGAGAAGAGAACGUUCUCCAUGACUGACCAGCUGCCGCCCAUCCAGUCCAUGGUCCACACAGGUUCCUUUCACAUCCUCGUGGUCUACUGCGGUGACCUGCUCCUGAGGCUCUUUGGGGACCACUUUCGGUCAUUUAAACCCCUGGGUUUAGUGCCCUGCCGCUUUAACAUCAGCUGCCUCUGCUAUGACCCAGAAAUGAAGAUGCUUCUGUCGGGCAUCCUGGGGGCAGUGGUCACCUGGAUCAUUGAGCAGAGUGGCAAGGGGCUCCAAAUAGCCCACGUGGUUUCCAUGCCUAGUGAUGAGCUUAUCCAUGACAUCAUGUUGAAUGGCCCCAAUGGCUCUCUCGUAGCCCUGUGUGAGACUGUGGUGAGGGUCCUUGAGCGCCAGGGCCGCGGCCGGCUGGCAGAGGUGAAGAGGUUCCCUUCCAACACCAGUGGCUCCUCAAUCACCUGCUGCUUCACCUGUUUUGAGCAGGGCUUUCUCUAUACUGGAAACAAGACUGGGGAAAUCCAAGUGUGGAGCCUCAAUCGGGGCCACUCUCUCCACAGUUUCAAGGCCCAUUUCUCACCAGUGAUAUGUAUCCACAGCCGGCCAGAAGCCCACACCCUGCUAACAGCCGGCAAGGAAGGCUUAAUCAAGGAGUGGAACCUGACUUCAGGGAGUCUGCUGCGGCAGCUAGAACUUGGCGAGGAUCUGUAUCGACUCCAGUUUAUUGAUAGCACUACUUUCUUCUGCCAGACUACCCAUUCUUUCUCCUUGCGCAGUCUGCCCUGCUUCUAUAACCUCUUCAAUGUCUGUGGCUCUGCUCCCCAGCAGGUGCGUCGGGUCCGCUGUGGCAAUAACCGGUUCCGGAUCCUGUGCACUACUGAGGAUGGCUUGUUGCGCUUUGUGUCCCCACUAACAGGGAAUCUUCUGGUUAUCACCUGGCCCUUCUCAAUCCUGGACCAGGCUGUGGAUUGGGCCUAUGACCCAGAUAAAGAGGAGCUCUUUGUAGCAACAGGCAGCUCAGAUGUGCUGGUAUUUGACACAACCCGCUGCCCUUGCCCAGCCAAGUAUCUUCUAUGCACCUCACCAGAUCCUCAGGACUUGGUACAAUGCCUGGCUUAUGGGAAUUUCCACCUGGGUCGGGGUCUAGAAGGACUAAUGUUCUCUGGACACCAGAGUGGUAUGAUCAGAGUGCUUUCCCAGCACAGCUGUGCCCGAACAGAGAAAUUCAUGCACUUUGGGGCUGUAUUAGCACUCUCUACACUGCCUGGAGGGCUUUCUGGCAGCCCAGGAAACUCUUUGCUCUGUUCCUAUGGAAUGGAUGACUACAUACAUCUAUCAGAAGCUGUGUUUGAAGGGGUCAGAGUGCAGCUGCGGCUCCUCACCAGCAUUCUCAGCAGCUGUCAGCUGACACACUUGAUACUCUUACCCAAGUCUGUGGGUGCCAUCACAGAGACUAACUGCCUGCGUCUCUGGAAGUUCCAUGACUUUCUGUCCUCUGGGUCACAGGAACGCUCGACGUUCAUAGAGACAUUGCCUCUGCACCAGUGUACCAUCACAUCUUUUGAUGUCUGCCUUUCCUUGAGUCUUUUUGUCACAGGUGGCAGUGACGGCUCUGUCCGGAUCUGGAACUUCCACGGUAGACUCAUAGCCAUGCUGGACUCAUCACUGCACUUUGGCCCCCUCUGCUUUGCAAAUGACCGAGGUGACCUGCUUGUAACUUUCAACCAGAGUCUUUAUCUGGUGUCCUGUUUAAAACUGCUUCCCCCAACCAUGCUGGCUCGCCUUUCCCUUACAGGUAUGACAGAUGAAGUGCUAGAAGUUCCUAAGCCUUUCAUACCAAGCUUCUUCUUCUCCUUUGAGACCAUGUUUGUGCCCAAGUAUGUCUACCUUGGACAGGGGCAACAGCAAUUAGUGGGUCUGGAGACCCUUGUCAAUACUCGGGCCAUUGCCUUUGAUCAUAACGUGCCACACGUCAUAGAAGAAGAUGAGCAAGGGAGCCCUGUGCUACUGUCUUCCUUCAGAUAUGAUUCCUUGUCUAAGGACACUGAUUGGACACAGGUGACAAAACCUCCUCAUUCCCAUUAUGUGCUUCCUCCCCAACUACAGCUGACUACUUGGGAUGGACUCAACCCCUACCAGAUACUGCGAUGCUACUUUGGUCAUGGGCAGAAAUGGCUCUUGGCUCCUGAUUGCUACAUCCCUAACUCAGUGAUUCGUGCCUGUCUUUGGCCAGAGGGCAGCCCGAUAUACCUACAGUGCAACCUGCACUCACCCAUGAGGGAAUUGGAAUGGGACAAAUCUCAACACUUCUUCUUCUGGCAUAGUAGGGCAAGAGCUAUAAGUGAUGUAGGAGAAUAUGCACGUGAAAAGGAGGAUGACUUCCUAGAAAUAAGAGCAUCAAAGGAUAUAACUUACAGUGUCCUCACAGACUCUGCAAACCACAGUUGGCUGGGAAGAAAGAUGAGUGAAAUAGCUAUCAAUAGCCUGAUAGAGACAAUUCUCACUAUUAUGAUCCAUGCAUCUCCACUGAAGUACCAGUGCUGUAUUGGUGCACUAGGGCAAAUCUUUGCCUCUUACCAGGUGUCUCCACCCCUGCGCUCUGAAACAGCCCAUCGUCUGUUGGAUGAUACAACCAAUUCCAAUCCACUGAUCCGAGAGCUAGCCUGGGAAGGGCUGAAGCGUCUAGGAAUGAUUACUCAUCUCUUUGCCAUGCCUCUGGCCCAAGGACUAAUGGACAAAGAUGAAAGAGUGAGGAGUAAGGCCCUGAGCCUCAUGGCUGAGACUGGAGUCCACUCUAAGACCUCACUCUUAAACUUGAUCCAGGACCGAGAUACUUUCCGGGAGAUGCAGCAGGAAAUGGUUGGUGAGGAAACCCUGGACCAUCUGCUGGGAAUGCGGGCCACAGAUCUCCAAAUCCUUCAUACUCAAGUGCAGCAGCGAUUGAAUGAAAACCUGACCUUAUCAUGGGAUGAUGAAAAGCCUACUUUUUCUUUAGAUGUUUCAGGGGCUUUUGAACAUACCGCCCUUUCCAAACAACUUGAUACAGCUCCUGAAGAACCUGAAGUUGCCUUCAAGCCCAGCAAAGGCCAAAAACGGGGCCGAGUAGGAGGCAGAAAGCAUACCCGAAAAUUUUUGCGGAGCCUCAAGAAGAUUAGAGAGACUGGCCCAGAGCCAGGUCCCUUCGAGGGAGAAGGUGAUCAGAGUGAAGCUGCACCAGCUGAGGGGGAGGAGUCUAGGUCUUCAAUCUCCAGUAUAUUAAAGAUUUCAAAAGAUGAGGAACAACCUCCAGAGGUAGAUGCCUCAAAGGAUCAUGUUGCAUUGACCCUGAAGAUGCUGAGGAAGAUACGUGACAAAAAAGACAGGAAAGCAACACUUCAGAAACCCACAAAGAGGCGCAAGAGGAAGACAAUAAAAGCUGAAGUUCCAGUUGAGGAAUCUCCAUAUCCUAUAAGGAGAGAAUCAGUUGUGAAGCCAGUGAAAAUCAAAGGACAGGGUGCCUCUGGAGCUCCUGGCCAUAGGACCGCUCCUGGAGAUGGCUCAUCAUGGCGGGAUGAUCUAUGUCGUCUUAUGACCCUGAGGAUAUCUGGUUCCCAGACAAAAAUGUCAGAAGCUCUAAACAUUGAGCUAGUGACCACAGCUCAGGAGGUGCUGUCAGAUCGACGGCCCAGCUGGGAGCUCUUUCAGGAGAUCUGCCCCCUGCUGCAGAAAGAAAGUAAGGAACUGCUUGAGGACCUUGACUGGGAUGUAGCCUGGCCAGAGGAGAAACCAGUUUUUAUUCAUGGAAGAGCAAUUAGAGAGGACACGGUAAUCAGAGACAAGGAAGAGGAGACAAAGGAAGAGCAAGAGCAAAAGAAAGAAAGGGAUGUGCAGGACUUGCGAGAAGCCCAGGUGAUGCCCAAAAAAGGCAAGAAAAAGAAAGUUAUUUUUUUAGAAUCAGACGUAACCAAGGGAAAACAAAUAUCAAAGAAAGAAGAGAAGAAACCCUUUAAGAAGCCUUCUAAACAGGAGAGGAAAGCAGUCCAGCGGGAAAUAAAAGUGGAUAAAAAAGAGAGGAAAAUAACCAAAGAAGAGAGGGACGUUAGUCAGGAAGUAGGGGAAAUGGCCAAAUUAGAGGAGGAAGUGGUUGAGCAAGAAGGAAGACCAGUUAAGGAAGAGAUGAAGCUAUCUUGGCAGGAGUGGAAGAAGUCCCAGGAUCAGUGGAAACAGGCUUAUGGUGAGACGAGUAUAUCCUGGGAUGAAUGGAAGAAAACUUGGGAAAGCAAGCAUCUUCAGGAAGAAGAGAAACGACAGGAGGAGGAAGAAAAGCUGUUACCAGAUGAGGAAAAGCUGGAGAGGGACAAGAGGAUGCGGACGUGGGAUGAAUGGUCACAGAUCUGGGAAAAGACAUCAGCCAGGGCCAGGGAGCAAUUGUUGGAGGAUGGGGAGGAAGUGACCCGGGAGGAAGAACUGUCUCAGGAGUGGGAAGGAGAAGAAGAAGCAGCAGAAGAAGCAGCAGCAGAAGAAGGAGAAGAGCUAAUGACAGAAGAGCAGAGACAGGUCCACCAAGAAUAUAAACAGGCACAGGCUGAGAGGAAACGGGCCCAAGCUGAAAUAAAACAAGCCCAAGAAGAGAGUAAGCUGGCACAAGAAGAAGAGAAGCUAGCACAGGAAGAGAGAAUACUGGCUCAGGAAGAGAGAAAAAUGGCCAGAGACUUAGAGAAACAGGCCCAGAAAGACAGGAAAAUGAUCCAGGCAGAGAGGAAGUUUAUCCAGAAUGAGGAAAAACUAGCCCAAAGAGAGGAGAUGCUAACCCAGGAAGCAGAGAAAGUAGCCCAGCAAAGGAAGAAACUGGCUAUGAAACUGGAGAAACUAGCUCGAGAAGAAGAGAAAACAGCAAAGAAAGGAGGCAAGCUAGCUGAGGUAAAAAAGAUAUUGGUCCAGAAAUUGGAAAAACUGGCCCAAAAGGAGCAAGAUCUAGCAUGGCAAGAAAAGGAACUAGCCCAGGAAUUGGAGGACCUGGCGUGGGAAGAGGAGGAACUGGCUUUGAAAGAAGAGGAACUGAAUGAGAAAGAGGAGGAACUGGUCAAUGAAGAGGAGAGACUGGACCAGGAGGAGACGACGCUGGCCUUACAAGAGGAGAAACUGGAUAUGGAAGAGAAAGAAGUGGUCCAGGAAGAAGAAUUGCUGAUCCAGGAAGGAAAGAAAUUGGUCCAGGACAAGGAAAAAUGGUCUGAGGAAAAGGAACACCUUGGCCAGAGAAGGGAGCAGUUGAUGGAGAAUAAGCAAAAGUUGGCCCAGGAAGAAGAACUCCUGACCCAGGAAGAGAAGAAACUGGCCCAGGAGAAGGUGAAAUCUCCUGGAGAAGAGGAAAGACUUGCCCAGAAAAGGGAGCAGUUGAUGGAGAAUAAACAGAAACUGACCCAAGAAGAAGAGCUACUAAUCCAGGAUGAGAAGACACUGACCCAGGACAUGGAAACACUGCUUGUGGAGGAGGAAAGAUUUGCCCAGAGAAGGGAGCAAUUGAGAAAGGAUAAGCAAAAAUUGGCCCAGGAAAGGAAUAAAUUGGUCCAGAACAAAGAAGAACUCUUCAAAACCAAGGAGAUACUAGCCUGGAGGCAGAAGACUCUGGCUCAGGAGAAGGAGAAUCUGGCUCAGGAGCAGGUGAAACUGGCUCAGAGGAAAGAAAAUUUAAUCCAGCUCAAAGAAAGCCUCACCCAAAAGGGAAAGAAAUUAGGCCACAAAAAGGAGAAAGCGGACAUGUACAAGAAGAGACUGAUUCAGAUAGAGAAGAAGCUGAUGGAGGAAAAGGAGAAACUUCUCCAGAAGAAGGAGAAACUGGCUGCUGUAGAGGAAAAACUGACCCAAUUAGAGGAAAGUCUUGCUGAGAAACAGCAUGAACUAGCCCAGGACAAAAUGAAAUUAGCUACAGAGAAGAGGGCAAUACUCCAAAAACUGAAACAGCUCAGAGGUGACUGGUCUAUUACUAAGGAAGAAAAGGCAUUAGGCACGGAAAUGAAGAAACUGGCCUGGGAGAAGGUGAGACUAGCUGAGGGAAAGGAAACUCUCUUCAAGGAAGAGACUCAAGAAACUUUAAGACAGGGAAGACCAACUAAGGAUGAACUAGAACUAAUUAGGAGGAAACUGUCACUAGAGGAAAAGAUACUGGUCUAUGAAGAUAGGAUACUGGCCACAGAACACACAGACAUUACCAAAGGAAAACUGGAGUUUACUAGAGGAGGGAGAGUAUAUGCCCAGGAAGAAAGGAAGCUAGCCAAAUUAAUAAGGAAGUUGGCUACAGAAAGUCAGGGCAUUUCCAAGAAACCAUUAAAAGUAAGCAGCAAAAUCUUAAAGGUACUUCAAGCCCUUAUCAAAGAAGAAAGAAAACUAACCCAGGAAGAAAUAGAGAUGACAAAGUUAAAGAGGGCAUUCUUUAUUAAGGAAAGGGAACUGAACAAGGUACAGGAUGAACUUGAUGCCAAGGAGUGGGAUUUUUCUGAGGAACAACCAGAAAUUACCACAGAUGAGAAGAAACUGGCUAAGAGGCAGAGAAAACUGGCCAAGGAAAUGAGAAGAUUGAUAAAGAAAGAGAAAAAGAUGACUGAGCAAGAAAGCAGAUUGGCCAGGCAACAGAGAGAAGUCAUUGAGGAAGAAGGGGAGGAAGAAAUAACAGAGGAAGAAGAGGCAAAGCCAUUCCUUAAACAAAGGUCGAGAAAGAGAAAAAAGCUAAAGAGAGUUGAUAUGCAACAGGAAGAGCUUCUCAGUCAAGAGGAUGAGAUGAAAAGUGUGAAAAGUGAAGAGAGCUUUUCUGAAGAAAUGGAAAGCCUGUUAGAUGAAAUAGAGAGAGAGAAUUUGUCUGUGGAGGAGGAAGAAGAGGAAGAGGAGGAGGAGGUGGAGGAGAAAGACGAAGAGGAAGGGAAGGAGAAGAAGAAAAAGAAGAAGAAGAAGGUGCAGGAGGAGGAAGAGCAGGAGGAGGAAGUGUUUGAGAAGGAAGAAAGCACGAGUGAGGAAGAGGUGGAACGUUUGAGUGAGAAAGAAGAGGAGGAAGAGGAGAGAAGCUCGUUGGAAGAAGAGGUAGACAAGAAAAAAGAGAUCUUUAAAAAACAAAAACUAUUUAAGUUACCAGGAGAAAGAAAAAAGGACUUAAUAGGAAAAAAAACAGUCCCUUUUAUUGAAAGAAGAAUCCCCGAGGUCAAAGGUAGUGCUAUAAAACUGGAUGUUCUGAAAAGCCCUUCCAAGCAACUGAUCUCAGUAGUUCUGGAGAGGGAAGAGACGAUAUCAGUGCCAGUGUCAACUAAACAAAAAUCCUGGGAAGAUAAGACCACAGUACUUGAGAAACCCAGGGUACUCCUAGGAACAGGGUUUAUGGAUAAACAAGAACUGUUAAAGAAAUAUAAGCCAAUACCUCUACAAGUUUUGGAUACAGUUUUGGAGUCCCAAGAGCCUGACUUAAAGACCCCGUAUUUAUCCCACAUAUUGAAGAAGACCAUGGAAGCUCAUAAACUCCAAGGCAAACCACUAGGGGUCAAGUGGCAGUGGCUUCUGCAGCGUCAUCCAUCUCUGAAGGGACAGACUGAGGUAAAAUUACCUGUGUCCAAAAUCCUGGCUGAGGAAAUAUAUGCAGACUUAAGCCUCUCAGAUGUAGAGUGGAUGCACCAUGUCCUAGAACAGAUGGAGGCAGGAGAACAGCUUUCCAGGGAUAGUUUCCACAGAUUGUGCCAGCUUCUCAAAGACCUCACUGCAAAGGAAAACUUAGAGUGGAUGCAUCUGGCCAAACUUGAAGCCAUUGUGUACCAUCACAAGCAGAUCUUGGAAUCGCAAAGCACACAUAUCUCAAAACCCAGUAAGGAUCCCAUGGGUCCAAAAUACCUGAAAGUGAUCCCUCCUAUAAAAGGAAAGGAAAAGGAAAGCUGGCUAAAACCAUCUGUCUCCACACGAAAGUCCCCAUUAGCUACCAAAAUGACUUCAGACCCAAAGGCUAUAAAUUGGCAUCUUCUAGGAGAGCCUUACAGGAGUGCGCGGGCAGAGCAGAUAUCCACUGCUCUCAAGGAGAUGGAGAUGCAACACUAUUACCCUGCAACAAGAGACAUUUUCACAGGUGCCCUUGACCCUGUGGAAAAACAAACCCUAGCACUGAUGUUUCAAAAGGACUUCUGGGCUUUUAAGGAUAAGGGCAGGUUUGCCAAAUUGCCCAAGUUGGAGAAGAAGGCACAGCCCAUCUCUAAAAAAAAGGAAGAGGUGCCUCUGUGGGAGACAUUUGUGGCAUUGUACCAUGUUUUGCGGAUGUUAAAGGAGCGAUACGCAAGAGACAGUGCUGCUUGGAUGGAACAGUUCUACCGCCUCAUGGACCUGUACCAACUUAAGUCCCCCCGAAUCCAGAGGCUACUACAGGAACUGCUACAAAGAGAGGAACCCCAGUCCCAAGAGAUCAUUUACAAAGAGGCCCUAAACGCCAUAGACUUAGUUCCUGGGGAGCGGUUGUUAUACCACCUGUUCUGUGGUGGCUCUCACACCCCUAACGGUCCUCUGGAGUUCCAGGAGGUGGUUCCCCUCCCAGGGCAGAACAAUGUACGUACCAUGCUGCCUACAGGCAUUGCCCAAUAUGGGAUCUUAGAACUUGCCUGGAAGAGCCUGCCGCAAGCUGAUUUACACCUCACUAAGGAAUCGCCCUACAUCGUUGCUCCUACCCCCUAA